Molecule: messenger RNA, 885 nt
Organism: Lichtheimia ornata
Lineage: Eukaryota; Fungi; Mucoromycota; Mucoromycetes; Mucorales; Lichtheimiaceae
Exons: 6
Coding region: 1-885 (294 amino acids)
Molecular function (GO): polynucleotide 5'-phosphatase activity
Source: RefSeq, a predicted model, not a curated record
AUGGAUAAUACCGAAUCACGCAAACGACCUGCAUCGGAAAUGAGCGACAAGGAUGAGAACAGCAACAAGCGACCUCAUAUACCCGAGAGACGUGAAACUACCAUCUUUGGCAUCAAACCAGUCGACGACAUUGUACAAUACGUGGCCGAUUUUAUAGCAACCCAUUGCGAUCAGGAGAAUGUCGAAAUCGAAGGAAAGCUGGGCCUGUUGAUAGACAAGCAAACUCGACGACGGAUCAAUAUGAAUGCGGUGACUGAGACAGUAAUUGGUGCUGGACUGGAAGGCCGAGUACGAUUUGAAUCCAAUAUGCCAUUAGCUCAGCACAAGCAUUUCAAUGAGAUGCUCAAUGCGCUUGUGACCAAGUCUAAUGCACGUGGCUAUCGGGGUGAGCGAAUUCAUUACAAGCACACAUAUGAAACGGAUCGGUUUUAUCAUCCAAACAACAAUGCAAGAACCAAAUGGCGUGUUACUACAAAUCAGCAAACAGGACAACUUGUGGAAAAUGGCAUCAUUGAAAAGAUACGCGUGGCCGAUCUCAACAUUCAUGCACCUACACAACCACUGGACUAUAGAAUAUCAAUCAACCUCGAAAUCCCACGCCCCAAACCCACCGGCAAUCCUGUCUUUGAACGAAACAAGGAUCGCGUUUCUUAUAAACAUGGAGGAAUACAUUUUGAUCUUACACAGGUCAAAGGUGCAGCGGACAAGGAUCCCGAUGUGCGUCACGAGCUUGAAUUAGAGAUUAUGGAUCCAGCACAGCUUGCAAGAGAAAGGUCGAAAAUGGCCAGAGGAGAACCAUCGCAUUAUUUGGAUACCAUUGAAUCAUUUGUAAACAACAUACGCAUUUUAUCGAGGAAAGCACUCAAGAUCCCACAUAAUACAUAA